AUGGCUGGGUAUCUGCAGGCGCAGGACCAGGCGCAAGCCAUGGUGGCCCAAGUCAAGACUUUGACUGUCGAAAAACUAAAGAACCUGCUUCGGUCCGAAUCGCUGCCUGUGUCGGGUGUUAAAAGUGAACUGCAAAUCAGGACCAUCGCACACAUCGAAAAGCUGCGCAAUGCUGGCGACAUCGCAGGCCUGAAUAGGCUUCGAGGGAACAUCAGAGGCAUUCCUCCGCCUUACAACAACCAUUCAUACCCUCCGCCUUAUUCUGCACACACUCCCGCAUCUUCCGCCUCCCCCCAGUUUUCGUCUCCGAAUACCCAUACGCCAUACAACAUGUCUUCGACGUCUUCAUCCCAUCCACCAAGCCGCAUCAGCUUCAAGAAUUCGCCAUUCUACACCAUUGUCCGACCAUUGACCCAGACCUUGGAGUGUAAAGCACGAGAAUCAACCCGAGAUACCGCCCGUCUUACAAUCACGCUCGGCCAGCAGGUCGCUUCCCAACUAGAGUCGGAUUCGUCAUACAGAGUCAUGGUUUUCUGUGCUGGGGAAGGCUUUACACCAUUCACCAGAGAAUCAGAAAUCGCAUUUCCACACAAUGUUGAACUGAAAUGCAACUCUGAUGAAGUGAAGGUGAAUCUUCGAGGGCUGAAGAACCGACCUGGAUCGACCAAACCAGCAGACGUCACAGAUUUCAUCAGGAAGAAGCCACCGAAUUAUCCAAACUCGGUGGAGAUGAUUUAUGCAUUGACUACUAAGAAGUUCUACUUGGUUGUCAAUUUGGUCCACAAGAAAUCAAUUGACUCCAUGGUGUCCGAGAUCCGCCGAGGCAAAACAAUCAGCAAAGAUCAAGUCCUGCGGGAAAUGCGGUCGAAAGCGGACGAUCCGGAUAUUGUGGCAACGUCAAGCGUGUUGUCUCUGAAAGACCCGGUCGCAUACACACGCAUUGUUACUCCAUGUCGGGCCAUGUCAUGUAAUCAUAACCAGUGCUUCGAUGCGGCGUGCUUUCUCCAGCUCCAGGAACAGGCGCCAACGUGGACAUGCCCAAUAUGCAGCAAAUCUGCAGCAUGGGAGAAUCUGGUGUUGGAUCAAUAUGUUAAUGACAUUCUGAAUUCAACACCGCUUGACACCGAAGCGGUCACCGUUCAGCCGGAUGGAAGAUGGUCUAUUCAUACCGAAGGCGACAAUACGAACCAACGCAAAUCAAACCCCACACCAAGCGAUGACGACGAUGAUGACGACGAAGAUCUGGUCGAGCUCGGAGACAAACGCGACGCUCGGCCAAAAGUCGAAACACUAACACCUUACAGCGUUAGAACUCCACCACUUUCUUCCAGAGAGGAUUCUAGCGCACCGUCGGCAUCAAGAUCCAACAAACGCCCGCGCGAGGAUGUGAUUGACUUGACGCUAAGUGACGACGAGGCGCCAGCGCCAAAAGCACGGAGAUUAAUAGAUCCAGUUGCAUCCACUGUACGGCCUCCUGAUCGAUACCACUUUCAAUUACCUCCUAACCCUCCAUCUUACACGACCAACAGGUUUAACUCAAAUUCUUUAUCUUGA
Messenger RNA from Exophiala spinifera, 1554 nucleotides. RefSeq lists its product as uncharacterized. The coding region runs from base 1 to 1554 and encodes 517 amino acids. The record is from RefSeq and is a predicted model, not a curated record. Gene Ontology annotation, molecular function: zinc ion binding; SUMO ligase activity. The transcript is spliced from 6 exons. NCBI's taxonomy places the organism in Eukaryota, Fungi, Ascomycota, Eurotiomycetes, Chaetothyriales, Herpotrichiellaceae. Gene Ontology annotation, biological process: protein sumoylation.